ACAGAGAGAGAGAGAGAGAGAGAGAGAGAGAGAGUGCGUUGCUGACGUCAUCGGUUCAAUUUUAUGCCCCUGUCGUUCACUCGUUUUGUGAUUAUGACCCGGAAUACCAGCUGAAGAGAAGAAUAUAUUAAACGGACGUUUGGGGAAUUCUAUGUAUAUCAUUGGUAAGUCCAGAAACUCUGCACAGCAUUGGAUUAACUGGUGUUAACCGUUUGGAUUUUUUCUAAGAACAGGCCACCAAUCAAGAAAACAUGGAUGAACACCUUUUACGGGGUUCAAGGAUGCCUUAUGUAACACUACGGCUCAUUGGCUGUUAUGUGUGCAACUGUUGGGUCCAAACCUUGUGAACACACCUCGUUCAAACACGGUGCUCCACAGAAGGUGGACUGUCGAUGAUGUGAGUGGAUACAGAGGUGACCAUUGCACCUUCCAUGAUGGAAUCUGGUCCGUCACCUUCCUCGGACCCUCCGCACCUCAACAUCAGCAACUUUAUCAACCACAGCGUCAACGGCUGGAGUGACCUCCUCAAUGCCGACUCCUCGAGGAGCAAUCACACGCUGACCCUCCAUGGCCGCUUCCAUAGCGUCCUGCUGGGGGUCUGCCUGGGACUCCUUUCCCUCCUCACCGUCAUGAUGAACCUGCUCGUCCUCUACGCUGUGAAGAGAGAGAAAAGCCUCCACACCGUCGGGAACCUCUACAUCGUCAGCCUGUCCGUGGCCGAUCUGAUCGUCGGCGCCACGGUUAUGCCUCUAAACCUGGUGUAUUUGUUGGAGGACGAGUGGAAACUGGGACGGCUUGUCUGCCAAUUUUGGCUCAUCAUGGACUACGUGGCGAGCACGGCCUCAAUAUUUAGCUUGUUCAUCCUGUGUUUGGAUCGGUACCGCUCCGUCAGACAGCCGCUUAAGUACCUAAAGUAUCGAACCCGGGGUAAGGCCAGUGUGAUGAUUUCUGGAGCCUGGCUGCUGUCGAUGAUGUGGAUUAUUCCAAUUUUAGGGUGGAGGUCUUUCACUCAUGUAGACCUUAAACCCGAGGAGGAAAACAAGUGUGACACUGAUUUCCGCUUUGUCACGUGGUUUAAGGUCAUUACUGCUGUCUUCAACUUCUAUGUACCCUCAAUUUUGAUGCUGUGGUUUUACACGCACAUCUACUUAGCAGUAAGGCAACAUCUCAGGGACAGGGAGCGAAUCAUUCAUCCAACAGACUCAUUUGGGGAAAAUGAGAUUGGACCAAAUGCUCCAACAGCAUUGAAAAAUCACUCCAAAUCACCUAAGAGGGAUUUUGAAGUUCCUAUAAAACUUUCUAAAAAAAUACGUUUGUUGGACAAAAACACAUUAGAGCAGCCAUAUUCUCUUGAGGAUCCCACUAUAUCCAAAACGGCUUCAUCCAGAUCUCACAGGAAAAUUGGUGUCAAGUGCCAGCAGAGUUCAUUGCUAGCCUUGACAACAAAACGAAUUAGAAUUAAAAAGAAGGUCAAAAGUUGCCCAUCGUCUCCAGAGGAGAAGCACCCAGAGGUCGGGACUCCCCCGAGUCGAUCUUCGGUGCCACCGGACGUCAUUUGCUCUGAGGGGAAUAAUGAGAACAAACUUCAAGCAUCUUUGAACCAAUGUCACGUCACAAUGCCAAAGUCAGUGAGCGGCGUCUGUGAAAUCAGUCAGGUUACAGACAUGCAGAGAUACACCUCCGUGCUCUACAACAACUGUGAAGCCAGUCAGGCUCUGCCCUGGACUGGGGAAGGGGUCGAAGAGGCCAAACUGACUCCGGCUAAUGCUGGGGCUCUAAGACAGACGUGGCAAAGAUUUAUCGACCAAUCGUGUCAGCGCAUCCAGAGCCUUAGGAUACGUAAAGAGCACAAAGCAGCCAAGCAGCUGGGCUUUAUAAUCGCUGCUUUCUUGUUGUGUUGGAUACCAUAUUUCAUAACUUUCAUGGUCACGGCGUUCUGCAGAGAGUGCGUGCACCAUGACCUUCACAUGUUCACCAUAUGGUUAGGUUACAUGAACUCAACUCUCAACCCUUUCAUUUACCCACUGUGCAACGGAAACUUCAAACGAGUCUUCAAAAAUAUACUUAACAUCCAUUUUUGACAGGACAGCCAAAAUCAUAAAACCAAAUCAUUGGUGUCUAAAUGUUACCAAUGAGAAAGGAAGACGUGUUUCAGUGAUUGUUGGUCUUUAGCACCCUUGCAGAGAUGGGUGUUUCAAUUGUAAAUAAAACUGUCGAUGCAUUUUGAACAUCAGUUACUUUAUUGUUUUUUCUAAAAUUUCGAUUUUUGUAACUUGCUGCACUCCGAUUCAAACUCAUGGCAGCAGUUGAGGAAAAGGUCUGACUUCAAUGUUAUUUAUUGUGCGUGUGUUAUGUCAGACCAGACACCUAUAAAUUCCAAAGAAUUUGAUCUCUCAACCUCGUUAAGAGGAAUAGGACUUUAUAUUGGCUCUGGUCCAGAGCUGAGGUAAACUUUUUUGAAUGUAUUUUAAAGGAAAUCAGAUUCAAUUUUAUUUAUUUUUGCAUCAUCUAUGUACACAAAAAUAUAUGUAUCAUGAUACAA
Pungitius pungitius (ninespine stickleback) is the source of this 2542-nucleotide messenger RNA. It is a transcript of the gene hrh1, whose product is annotated as histamine receptor H1. Bases 432 to 2081 code for a protein of 549 amino acids. Lineage: Eukaryota; Metazoa; Chordata; Actinopteri; Perciformes; Gasterosteidae. The transcript is spliced from 2 exons. Gene Ontology annotation, cellular component: plasma membrane; dendrite. Gene Ontology annotation, biological process: G protein-coupled receptor signaling pathway, coupled to cyclic nucleotide second messenger; chemical synaptic transmission. The record is from RefSeq and is a predicted model, not a curated record. Gene Ontology annotation, molecular function: G protein-coupled acetylcholine receptor activity; G protein-coupled serotonin receptor activity.